AUGGAAGAUCAAUGUGUUAAAAUGAAUGAAGAAAUUGAUGAAAGGCAUCCAUUAUGGCUUGUGUUACCAGAAGAAUUAAAAGAUAUUGAUCCUCAAUCUAUUUUUCAUGAUUUUAAUAAAGAAAAACCUCUUCGUUUUGGGCGAAUGAUGCAACCAUUAAUGAAAGAAAGUUCUAAACUUGAAAUUUGGUGGCAAUGUAAACAUUUUUAUAAAAGAACAAAACAGGCACAAAUAGAAAGUAAUGAAGAAAAUAAAGAAGAUGAUAAAACAAUACCAAAAAAUAUUACUGAAGAUGAUGUUGUAUUUGAUGAUCUUUAUUUAUUACGAAUGCCAACUGAUUCUUUAGGACAAUUUCAAAAAGUUCAAGAUGUUAGUGAUGACGAAGAAGAAAUUACUCCAUGGAGAAAUGGUCCUUCAAAAAUUUGGUUUGAUAGUCUAAAUUUACCCAAUAAUGCCACUUCAGAUGAUUUAUUAGAAAAAUUAAAAAAAAGUAUACCAUCAGAGGAAUCUAUAAAAGGUAUGCGUGAAGCUAAAGAACAUGAAGCAAAGAUAAUUAGAAGUUUAAAUACACCAAUAACUAGAAAAUGGUCUAAAUAUAUGAAUCAUAAAGCUUUUCUUCCUGUUAAUUUAAUUAACUGGGAAGAAAAUAUUGUAUAUGAUGAAAUUCAGGGUAGAAAAGUAUUUAUGAAAAAGUAUGGAAAAGGUCGUAUGCCAGAAUGUGGUUGGAUUCCAACAUCAAAAACUAAGUCCUACGAAAGUUGGGUUAAUUUUAUUAAAUGUAAUUCUAUUGAAAUGUUACUACUAAAUAAUCCUAUUGUUGAUGUUACAUUUGACAGUCAAAAUGAAAAAAAUUUAUUAAAUGAAAAAGUUUCAAUGUUUCCAUUUGAUAAUUAUGAAUUUAAAAAUACUAGAUGGGAAGAUGAUAUUAUUUAUGAUCCCAUUAAUCUUGAGAAAAUGCCAGAACCAAAAGUUUUGGUAGUUGAUUUUAAAGAUGAUCCUAGAGCUUAUGGAAUACCACAAGAUUGUGCCCCUGAGAGUGUUCCUAAUGAAGAAGGUGGAUUAAAUACUUCAGAUACUCCAUUUUCUCCCGUUAGGGGUGACAAAAAUGCACCAGCUCCAACAAGAAAAUCAAAGAUGAUUCUUAGUCAGGUGCAACAACGCCAAAAACAAGAAGAAGAAGAACAGAUGGAAAAUACAAUGGCCCGCUUUAAUGAUAAAGAUCCUUUUAAUUUAAGUUGUGAUGAAUAUUAUUGUGCUUCAAAUAAAAGGAAACUUCAUAAUACUGAUAUUGUCAUUCAACAUUCAGUCCCAGCGCAAAACAUUAGUGCACUAUUUUUCCCAACAUAUUUAACUGUCGAAAAAUUGAGAAUGUUCCAUCGUGUUCCAAUAGAAGCUAUGAAUAGAAGAUUCUUGAGAACACUAUUUCAUGGAAGGUUUAUACCGAUAAAAGGACUAACAAAGUAUAUUCAAAAAAAAGAGCAAGAAAGAAAUGAUAUAAAACAAGCUGAAGGAGGAGGUGAUUACUUUUUUAUGCGUGAACCAAAAGAUUUAAGUGGUAAGGAUGGAACACUAGUUCUUUUAGAAUAUAUGGAAGAACACCCACCUUUACUUAGUCAACCCGGUAUGGCAAGUGUCAUAAGGAAUUACCAUCGUAGAAAACCGGGUGUUGAUCCUGAAGUAAAAAUGGAUUUUGGUUCAUUAACGUACACUCACUCAUCACCUUUCUUAGGAAAUAUUCCUCCUGGUACAACAAUUCAAAGUAUUGAAAAUAACAUGUAUUCAGCCCCAAUUUUUCAACAUAAACCUAAAUAUUCAGAUUUUCUUUUAAUUAGAACAAAGGAAGGAUUUUUUAUUAGAAAGCACCCGGCGCUUUUUGUUGUUGGGCAAGAACAUCCUUCUUUUGAAGUCCCUAGUCCAAAUUCUAAAGCUGCUACUAACUUUUUUAAAGAUUUUAUUAUGGCAUUUAUAUAUAGACUUUUUGUUAAUUCAACAGAAAAUCCAAAAAGAAUAAAGAUUGAAGAUAUUAGGCAGGCUUUUCCAAAUCAAGCUGAACCUUCAAUUCGUAAAAGAUUAAAACUUUGUUCAGAUUUUAAACGAUUUGAUAAAGGAAAUGAAUCAAAUUAUUGGGUUUUGCGAGAUGAUUUUAGGUUACCAUCUAUUGAAGAAAUAAAAGCAAUGGUUACACCGGAAAUGUGUUGUGCUCAAUAUUCUAUGAUGACAGAGGAAAGAAGACUUCAAGAUGCCGGUUAUCGUGUUAAAAAUAAUGUAAUCCAGGAAAAAGAAAAUGAUAGUGAAGAUGAAGUAGCUCUUGAAGAUGAACAAAAAAGUGCUUCAUGGAAUACAACAAGAGCCUUUUUACUUGCAAAAUCAGGUAGAUGUGUACUUGAUAAUUCUGGUAUUGCUGAUCCAACAGGAAAGGGAUAUGGUUUUUCAUUUGUACGUGUUAGUUCAAAACCACCUAAAGAGGCAAAAAAAGAUGAAGCUCCUGGUCCAAAGAAGUUAGUAACUGGAACAAAUGCUGAUCUUAGAAAGUUACCUUUAAAAGAAGCCAAAGAAAUUUGUAGGUCUUAUGGAUUGACUGAUGAAGAUUUGAGUAAAUUAACAAGAUGGGAAAUUAUUGAUGUGAUAAGAUCAUUAAGUACACAAAGUGUUGGUAAAAAUGAAAAUGGUGGUUUGUCAAGGUUUGCUAGAGGUAAUGUUAAGUUUAAUUUCUCUGAUAUGCAAGAUAAAUUUAAAAAACAUUGUAAAGAGAUAUGGGAAAAACAGGUUGAAAUGUUAUCAAAUACAGAAGAACCACCAACAGAUGAUGGUGAAACUGGUGAAGAAAGUGAAAAUGAAGAAGAAAAGAAAGUUCAAGAAAAAUUAGAAAGCAAAGAGUUGACUGAAAAAGAAAAAAGACAAUUAGAAUAUGAAAGAGAAGAGCGUGAAAGGAAAGAAUUUAAAAAUGCUCUUGAAAAUGGUAGUGAUUCCCUUCUGGAAAAUAAUAGUUUUAAGAAUGAAAAGAAAAAGAAGAAAAAUGAUGAUGAAGAAUGGGAAAAUAAAAAAUUAAUUAUUAAUCGAGUUGUUAGAUUUGGUGACCGUCCAGAUGAGAGAAGAAGUGAAACAGUUACUGAUCCUGAAGUGAUUAAAUAUUAUGUUAAAAUUAAGCAAAAUAAAGAUUUUGCUUAUAUUAAGGCGUUUGCUGAAGCUGAUGAUGACUACAAAGAAGAAAAGAGACGUGAAAAACGUCGAUUAAAGGAUAAAUUAAGGAGAAUUCAAACAAAGAGUAAAACAUUAAAAGAAAAUGACAAUAAAGAUAAUAGUGAAAAGAAAGAACCAAAGCCAGUUGCCAUUAAAGAAAGUCUUUUAAAGAUGAAAUGUAGUGCUUGUGGAGAAUUAGGGCAUAUGAAAACAAAUAAACAUUGUAAUUUGUAUGGGCAAAGAGAAACAAAAAUAGGAGAUAUAUGUAAGACUAUUGAUGAUUCUCUCAAUGAUGAUGAUUCACGCCUUAGUGCUAAUGGUUCUGUUGUAUUAGAUGGCUUCAAAAUGAAAAUUCCUAAAACAAUUGUUCAAAAAAAAGGUAAAGUUCCAAAAAUUGCGAUUCCAAAAAGUGCAUUGUCUAAAGCAAAAGGUGAUGAAUCAUUACAAAGUACUUUAGGUGGCAUGAAUGAUGAUACAAAUGAUUCACCUGCCUAUUUUACGGAUAUUUCUUUAGAACAGACAAUUCAUGAUAGUGAUAUAGAUAAUUUCACAGAUGUUGACAUGAUGGAAGAUUCUGCUCCUCAACCACCAGCACCUAUAAAACGUGGACCAGGAAGGCCCCCCUUACCUGCUACAUUAGCUAAAAGAAAAGCAUUGGAGGGUUGUGAUUAUUUAGCUAAACCUGUUAAAAAUGUUCAAAGAAGAAGAGCAGAUCCUAGAGUAAGUAUGGCUACUAUUCUUACUGAAGUAAUGAAUGAAAUUAAAAAUGUUCCUGGUUAUGUUUUCUUUAAUAAACCUGUAAGUGAAAAAAUUGUUAAAGACUACUAUACCAUUGUCAAAAAUCCAAUUGAUCUUCAAACAAUUAAAAAGAAAAUAGAUAAUCAUGAAUAUGAAUUGAGAAAAACAUUUAUUGAAGAUUUAAAAUUACUUGUUGAUAAUUCUAUGUUAUAUAAUGGUAUUAAAUCAGAAUUUACAAUGACUGCAUGCAAAAUUUUUGACGUUGCAAAAGAAAAAAUUUCACUUAAUGAUGAUCGAUUGAUAGAACUUGAAAAACAAAUUAAUCCUCUUUUGGAUGAUAAUGAUAUUGUAGGCUUUUCUUAUAUACUAGGAAAAACAGUUCAACAAUGCAAACUAGUUCCAAAAUCAACUGCCUUUCAUGUUGAAGUUGAUAGGCAUAAAAAUCCAUCAUAUUAUUGUUAUAUCUUGAAACCAAUGCAUCUUGGAUUGUUAGAAAAUAACGUUGAAAAAAGGAUAUACCCAACAGUUGAUUCAUUUUUAGUUGAUGUCAGAUUAAUAUAUGAAAAUAGCAAAACUUUCAAUACUGAAAAUCAUGAUCUCACAAAAAAGGCUGCUGAAAUAGUCAGAAGAGCUAUUAAAUACUUAAGAAAGUAUGAAAAUGAUUUAAGGGAACUUGAGUCAAACAUUAUUGAACAAAAAGCCAAAGAAGGAGUAACUUUACAAAUGUCUUCAUUCUUCUUACAAAGGCAACCAGAAGAAGUUGAAGAGGAACAGCCAAUAGUAGAAAUUGAUCCAACGUUCGGAGAUCUUGAAUUGAGUGACACCGAUGAAGAAGGUGAUGAAUAUGAUACACCUGAAAUUAAAAAACCUCGUUUCGAAGAUUCUACUAUUUAA
Molecule: messenger RNA, 4812 nt
Organism: Strongyloides ratti
Lineage: Eukaryota; Metazoa; Nematoda; Chromadorea; Rhabditida; Strongyloididae
Product: Transcription initiation factor TFIID subunit 1
Exons: 1
Coding region: 1-4812 (1603 amino acids)
Biological process (GO): RNA polymerase II preinitiation complex assembly; transcription by RNA polymerase II
Cellular component (GO): transcription factor TFIID complex
Molecular function (GO): RNA polymerase II general transcription initiation factor activity; RNA polymerase II general transcription initiation factor binding; histone acetyltransferase activity
Source: RefSeq, a predicted model, not a curated record